Messenger RNA from Prunus armeniaca (apricot), 1323 nucleotides. The record is from the annotation of a GenBank genome assembly. NCBI's taxonomy places the organism in Eukaryota, Viridiplantae, Streptophyta, Magnoliopsida, Rosales, Rosaceae.
AUGGGUGGGAUAAUUUCGAAACGUGCUACUUCGAGACAGCCUUCUUUUCGGUCUGGAUCGCAUUCUUGGAGUCAACAAAGUUAUCCAGAGGUGCCAUAUGCACAACCAUAUGCACCACCAAGCCAAGACUAUGGGCAACAGCAGCAUUUUGCACCACCACCUCAAAGCCACGGCAGUGCUUGGCCAGGGUCGAAAAAGAGGUUGGAAAGGAAGUAUUCAAAAAUAGAUGAUGAUUACAACAGCCUGGAGCAGGUCACAGAUGCAUUGGCACGUGCUGGUUUGGAGUCAUCCAAUCUUAUUGUGGGCAUUGAUUUCACAAAGAGCAACGAGUGGACAGGUGCAAGGUCAUUUCAUCGGAAAAGCUUGCAUCACAUUGGAGAAGAGCAAAAUCCCUAUGAACAGGCAAUAUCAAUUAUAGGGAAAACAUUGUCUUCCUUUGAUGAAGAUAACUUGAUUCCCUGUUUUGGAUUUGGAGAUGCAUCAACCCAUGACCAAGAAGUUUUCAGUUUCUACCCAGAUGAGGGAUAUUUUUGCAAUGGAUUUGAAGAAGUAUUAAGACGAUAUAGAGAAUUAGUCCCUCAGCUACGACUUGCCGGGCCCACAUCAUUUGCCCCUAUUAUUGAAAUGGCCAUUACUAUUGUUGAGCAAAGUGGUGGUCAGUACCAUGUGUUGGUGAUAAUAGCUGAUGGACAGGUGACCAGGAGUGUUGAUACAGAGCGCGGCCAGUUAAGCCCACAGGAAAGGAAAACUGUUGAAGCAAUUGUGAAAGCAAGUGAGUAUCCCUUAUCAAUUAUACUAGUUGGAGUUGGAGAUGGGCCGUGGGAUAUGAUGAAGGAAUUUGAUGAUAACAUCCCUGCUCGGGCCUUCGAUAACUUUCAGUUUGUGAAUUUUACAGAAAUUAUGACAAAGAAUAUGGAUCGUUCGAGAAAAGAAGCAGAAUUUGCUCUUGCAGCAUUGAUGGAAAUACCCUCCCAGUAUAAAGCAACCCUCGAGCUUAAUAUAUUAGGUUCUACAAGUGGGAAGGCUGUAGAUAGGGUACCUCUUCCCCCUCCUCAUUAUGGUUCGGCUUCUUUUAGCAUGCCAAAACCGUCACAAUCAAGUAAUUUUCGUCCAAGUGCACCAUCCAGGCAACGUGAUGAGUUUGUUAGCACAGCACGUCCUGCAAGUUCAGCUUCUGAUAAUCAUGUCUGUCCCAUUUGCCUAACCGAUCCGAAGAAUAUGGCAUUUGGUUGUGGACAUCAGACAUGCUGUGACUGUGGACAAGAUCUUCAAUUAUGUCCCAUUUGCAGAAGCACCAUUGAAACCCGAAUAAAGCUCUAUUAA